AACCCACUGCAGUAUGAGGAAACAGGAGCAGAGUUAAAGCGCUUGCAGACAAAGCAGUAGAAACACUUUCGGAGGCGGUUUAGACGUUGCUUGCCCUGCUGCCUCGAACACAGGCGAAGCCACCGGGAAGCAUGUUUGGCACCCAAUGUUUGCUGUGCUUUCUGCUCUUCUGUUCCGUUGUUCCUGAGUUUGUGACCUCAGCGUCCAAACUGCCCGAUGUGCAGAGCUAUCAAGUGGUGAAACCACGGAGAUUUCACGCGAAGCAGAAACGAGAGAGUGAGGGUCUUUAUCCACCUGUUGUCCAGUUUGAAGUCACUGUAGAGGGUAAGACACGAUUCAUCCACCUUGAGAAGAACCAGCAGCUAAUUGCAAAGAACUACUCGGAGACAUACUAUUUGGAGAAUGGGACUGAAGUGACGAGCACUCCUCUCUAUCCAGAUCAUUGCUACUACCAUGGCCACAUCGAGGGGGAAGGAGGUUCCUCGGCCAGCUUCAGCACUUGUGAUGGAUUCAGUGGCUAUCUCCGCACUAAUGGCCAAAGGUAUCUGAUGGAGCCUCUGAAAGAUUCAGACAGCGAUGAACACGCGCUGUACAAAUAUGAGGAGCUCAGGCUGCCCCUGAAAACUUGUGGUGUGGUAAACUCUUCGGAGGACAGUCUGGAGCCAAAAGUGGAAGAAACCUUUAGCUCCGAUCGUGAGAGAAGUGAUUUUCUGAAAUCAAAGAAAUACAUUGAAAUGUACGUGGUGGCAGAUCACUCUGAGUUCCAACAUCUUGGCUCGCUCGCAGAAGUGAGAAAGAGGGUGUUUGAGGCAGUGAACCACAUUAAUCUGCUUUACAAACCAUUGAGGACACACGUGGCUUUGAUUGGCCUGGAGAUCUGGUCCAAUGGAGAUCAAAUACUCGUCCAAAAGGAAGCCGACAAAACUCUGACGAGCAUAUUGAAGUGGCGCAGGACAAAGCUGCUGCCAAGGAAACAACACGACAACAUCCAAUUUAUUACUUAUCUGGAUUUCAUUGGAGACACAAUUGGCUUGGCCCAAGUGAGUGCGAUGUGCACAGGAGGCUCUGGAGCUAUCAAUCAAGAUCACGCAAAAAAUGUUCAUGGAGUUGCAUCAACAAUGGCACACGAGAUGGGUCACAAUCUUGGCAUGAAUCAUGAUGAUAACACGUGCUCAUGUAAUUCCAAUACCUGCAUCAUGUCUCCGGUCUUGAGCUCUAAGUUACCAACCGAGUUCAGUUCCUGCAGUCACCAGCAUUUUCAAAGCUUUGUGCUCAGCCACACAGCUUCAUGUCUACGUGACAUUCCCAAACAAGAUGAGAUUGUGUCAAACCCAAUCUGUGGUAAUCGGUUCUUAGAAAAAGGAGAAGAGUGUGAUUGUGGUAGCCCAAUGGAGUGCCAAAAUCAAUGCUGUGACGCUCGGACCUGCCGCCGACGAGAAGCAGCACAGUGUGCAGAUGGUGCAUGCUGCCAGGACUGCAAGUUUAAAGCAGCAGGUUCAUUGUGCAGGAGGGUGAAGGAUGAUUGUGACCUCGCAGAGACCUGUGAUGGCAAGUCUGGUGAUUGCCCAAAAGACAUGUUCCUUAUGAAUGGAACUCCCUGUCAGGGAAAUACAGGCAUCUGUUACAAUGGAAAGUGCCCAAGUCAUCAGGAGCAGUGUGUCUCUCUAUGGGGAACAGGUGCUCAGCCAGGGCCUGAAUAUUGUUUCCGCAGAAAUACAGUUGGUGACCAGUACAGUCACUGUCAGAAAACAACAAAUGGUUAUGAAGCCUGCAAAAGGCAGGAUAUCAUGUGUGGACAAUUAAACUGCGUUGGUGGGAAUAGACGGCCACCUUACAACAGUGGUAAGCUUACCUUCGGGAACACAAAUUGUCAAGUUGUAUUAUACCAGGAUGGGAUCAGCAGAGGGUUGGUACAAAGUGGAACCAAGUGCGGAGACAACAAGAUAUGUGUCAACUCAAAAUGUACUGCCAUUCAACUCGAUGCCAAUUGUUCUAACAAUUGCCCUGGACAUGCGGUCUGCAAUCACCUAAGGGAGUGUCAGUUUCAGGCUGGCUUCUCGCCAGAGCUUUCCAGCACAUUCCCUUCAUACGCUAUAAUUAUUAUAGUUCUGAUUGUGGUAUUACUCAUUGGAACUAGUGGAAUAGCAACUUUUGUGUAUAUGAAACGCAGAGGGAAAACCACAGCCAUUCCAAGGACCCUGCAGCCUUCAACGUCUGGGCUCUCGAAUCCAGUCUUCACCGACAGUGCACCAGCCACACCUCUGGUAUCAAGACUCAACAUCCCUCAGGGUCCAGUGAUGGUUGCUGCACCCCCUCCAGCAUCCUCUGUGGCAGCUUCUGCACCCUAUCCUCCUCGCCAGGCACAUCCUCCUCAAAUGCCACCAAGUAAACCAGUGGUACCAUCAGGCAAGCCGGCCGCACUGAGAGCACCCCUGCACCCACCAGGAUUCAAACCCCCGCACCCAGCAGGAUUCAAACCCCUGCACCCACCAGGAUUCAAACCCCCGCAGCCACCAGGAUUCAAACCCCUGCAGCCACCUGCAGUCAAACCCCCACACACACCUGUUCCCAAGGUGUUGAUGCCUCCGACCAAACCAAGAAACUGACGAAUAUCAGGGAGGAAGAUUGAUAGCAGAAGUCCUCAAAGACUCAUCUUUUUAUGUCAUGCCCUUGGAAAUGCUCAAAGGAAUUGAUAUAUACAUAUACAUAUAUAUAGAUAUAGAUAUAUAUAUAUAAAAUACAACUAUAAAAUGAAUCUUCAGUUUCCAAAGGAUCACAAUUUAUUCUGGUGAACUGUAAAUAGAAGCAGGGAACAGGCCAGGACUGAUCAGACUGACUUCUGAGAAGGGAAGACAGGAGAGUGUUUGGGAUGCAAGGUGCAUGGAAUUCUGCGCAGUCUGGAAUUUUGACAGCUCGCCAGACCUUCGGGAACUUGUACUUGUACAUUUUGAAAUGCCAUUUAUUCUUGAAUCAAAAGAAAGCAACAGAAGCUCAGUCUGACAGUUUCCGAUGUUCAUCCGCCUGUGAGAUGACACAGUUGUAGAUGUUACCACACUUGGUUCCUGAACAAGGGUUAUCGCUAAUCCCGCCUGCCUGCUUCCCUCAGCCUGAAGCACAAGGUUUGAUCCUGGGGAGAUUUACCAGAGCAGAAUUUUCUGAAAUAUCAUCACCAACCGUCCCAGGGUGUGGAAAGCAACCCCGUCGAAAUGGUAGUAUGAAGGAUUAAUGGAUGGAGUAUGCUAAAGCAGGAUGUAGAUGAUCAUACAUCACUGACAUCAGUCAGUCAUUGUGAGACAGUUGAGAGAGAGAAGGGGGUGGGGGGAGGUUGGAAUCAUGCCAAGGAGCUAUGUGCCUGUUCCACUACUUAACUGGAUCAUGGCUGACCUCCUACCUCAAGGCCAUCUUCCCGCACUAUCCCGUUGAUAUCCCUGGUUUAUUAACCGAGUCCCAUCCCAAGAAUCCAAGAUGGAAGACUACAUCGCGGAACAGAAACAUUCAAUCAUUUAUUGACAAUGUCCAGGGAUGGAUAAGCAUGAGGAUCCUUCCAGAACCAUCUCUCUCUCUCUGAGUUCUAGAGACAUGUGAUCUGACAUCAGUGAUGAUGUAUAUCAGCUGUCAGCAUCAUAGCUUUUAGCCCUUUAUACCACACUUUCAGCAGCAAUUUUUGUAAAUGUAUUUUCCUCAGGUAGAGAGAGUUGUGUAAAGCGGUGUGGUCGUUAUGUACUAAUGUGGAUAUAUCCAGAGAAUUGGAGUUUAAAUCCCAACAAAUCAGUUUUGAGACUCUGAAUAUUUGGAAAUAACACCCAGUAAGAGUUGUUAACAUGGCAAACAUCCUGUAAAAACCAAUUGCUAGUUAAACAGGUGAUGGGCAUUGAUGACCCCAUCUAAAUAGAAUAAAAAGAUACAGCUGGAACUCUUUGUGUGGAAGCGACUUGGAAGUCAGUAGCACUGAGGAGUUGUCUUGAAAACAAAGCAGCUCGAACCAAAAGAUCAGUUUGGAUUAAUUCUUCCACCACAACCUCUUAUUGUGAGCUACAAGAGUGAUCCUGAAUCUGUGAGAUGGCUGUCAUGUGUCCCUUUAGCUGCCUUUGCCCAGCUUGGGCCUAGAAGUGUCUCCAGCCUCACUUGACUGCCCAUCAAAUGGGCUCUGGUUUUCUCAGACAGCUGUGAAGAAUUCAAUGAUUCAGGAAGAAAACCCAUUGCAUCUUCUCAGGGCAGCACCAAACGCCAGUCCCCACAUCCCCAAGAAUGAAUUACCAAAAAGGAGGUGUCCUCCGCCUGCCAGUGGAAACUUUAUUUCCUUAAUUACCCUGUUUCGAAACUCCCUACUGCAGAGGGGUUUUUUCAGUGACCACAUUUCUGUGAAUGACUUGAGUUUGUAUCCAUGCAUCAGCACCGAUGAUUUGACCACAGCUUUGGUCAGCACAGGAAGUGCUGAGUCAUGCAGAAGGAAGCUUCAAUCUACAUCACCCUGUCAGAGGAACUGCAAUGUAACUAACAUCUGUCAUGAGGAUGGUGGCUGACCGGAAUAGUGCGGGGGCUUCUCUGAAAGCAUGCCAAGCAGCAGGGCGGCAGGACUCUGCAGUGCAGUUAUUGGCUUUCCGACUGGCAAUGCCACCUUUGAGAGGAUCUGGGAAGAAAUCAGGCUAACAGCAGAGAAACAGGCCAUUCGGCCCAUGCUGCUGUUUAUGUCCCCCAUGAGCAUCCUCCCACCUCACCACCUCAGCCUACCCCUCGAGGCCUUAUCUAGCUUUCUCUCAAAUACAUCUCUGCUAUUCAUCCCGGAUCUGGCACAUACAGGGUCAAUGUGCGGCUGAGUACAGUACCGCCCACGCAGUGAUGUAAGAGCACAUGACCCACACCCAGGGACAGCCUAGUGUUGGACAGAGCCCUGUGCCAAAGCGAACAUGGAGACAGCUGCCAGCUUGUACAUUUGCAGUCAUGAAGAAAUAUUUACUCUUGAAAUAGUUAAGAUUACGCAUACCUUAAUAAGACCUAUUGAACCAACACCUUAGAACAGCGUCAACCACUCCCUGUGAUAGAGCGUUCUACAUUCUCAGCACCCUCUGGGAAAGACGUUCCUCCUGAAUUCCCUGUUGGAUUUCUUUGCGACGAUUUGAAUUGAUGACCCCCUAGGUCUGGUUUUCGCCACAGUGGGAAACAUCAUCUCCACAUCCACCUUCUCGAACCUCUGUAUUUUUACCCUGUCAGUGCACAGCUAAGUCUCGUUUGUGGGGACAAGAGUCUUUAAGGUGGUGAGUCUCUCCCUCUGUCCUGUCCCCUACAUUCACGCACUCCACAACAAAGAAAUAGAUAAAAACAAUUUGAAGAAAAUAAAAAAGUGGUCUGAAAAGUUAUUAAAUUCUUCAAUUUAUCCAUGUGCCCAAAAUUUUCCUUCAGGACCAAAUCAAUCCGAACUGCUCAAACACCUCAUGGCCAGCGCACCUGGGUGAAGAAAUAUGAAGGAAGGGUGAGCGUUAUAACAAUAUGAACGAGGUUUACUUUUUCAAGACUGGUGUUGGGGAAUAGCUGAAAACAUAAGAACCACGGGAACUCAAAGACACAGACUCAUUCAAACUUUGCCUUUUAUUCCUGUUGAACGUUGGGCCUGUAAGAUGAUAACAUAAGAAAUAAGAGCUGGAGUAGGCCAUUCAGCCCCUCGAGCCUGCUCCGCCAUUCAGUUAUGGCUGAUCUAAUUGUGACCUUAAUUCCACUUGCCCAACUAACCCCUGUAACGAAAUCCGAUAUUUAUCUUGGUCUUGCGUUGGCAGGUGCAGUUCAGGCUUGUUUUUACAUAACUUGGGCCUUUCACACAUACAUCAGCCGGGAAAUGGCCGCACGUGGGCAGUGUAUUAUUUUUAAUACUUUUCAGGCUGGGAACCAGCCCUGCUCACUCUCACAGGAGGAAAGGAAAGGAAGUAGAGCAGUGAAACGGCGCAAAACGAGAGGAGAGGUGACCGGGACUGGAGUGCGCCAUUCCGGAGAAGGUGUCCCAGGGAGCAGGACACGGGGAAGAGGGACAGGGAGAAGGUCCCAAACCAGGGAGUGAGACAGGAAGAGGCCCCAGAAGUAAUGUCCCAGGUAAGGGUCAAGGAAAGAGAUCGGAAACAGAUCUUGGCAAGUGAAUUUGAGACAAAGGAGCAGAGAAAAAGACUGAGAGUUAAACAGAAGGCUGCUGGGAAGGGGACUUAAAAGCAAAGCGGGCUUGAGACAAGCCCAGAAGAUCCAAGAGGGCAGCCGAAGGUUGGUGGCUCCUGUCAUGUCCUGUAUGUCUUAUUUAGCUUGCCGUGCUCUGCAAGCCAGGGCGUAAUGGGAUCUCAGAAUCCAUCUUGUUCAUUCAGUUGCUGAAGCAAAAUAAACCAAAGCACAAUGUUCAACCACCUCCGCACCUAUGUGGGUAUUGAUUGAUCUUUAAAUUGUUAUCGGCAGCACCUGGACUAAAACGUACCCUUCUGGAGCAGCGGUGUUCUGCUUGGCACGGCUGAAGAUCUGAAAUUGUGCUUGGAAGGUGACGCUUGAGUGUCUUUAGAUAUCCAGGGGAAGGGCAUCUUGCAAGGCAAGAUUGAAACCCUAGAGGUGGACCUUUGUUGAGUGGGAAUAACAUCUGGAGAGAAUCUCAAGGUAAAUUCUCCAAAUAUGGAGAUUGGAAUCACUCGUGGAAAAGACAGAAUUUCAGUGAGACCGAUUGGCCCAUGAGGUGACAAAGGUCUGGGUGGGUUGUUGUUGAAUCCAUGGAAUCUGUUUUGGUCACAUCUGUCAUUUGCUUUGGAGGCUGGUGUGUCUACCCACAGUUCGCCUGUUAAUUCACACGUACCGCAUACUUACCCUGGAUAUUAGAGUAUAAGAUAGAUCUGGUAAAUUGUUUUAUCUAUCCAAACUUAUAUGUGUCUGUAAAGAUAUAGCCAUGGUGAAGGAAUAGUGAAUAUUUAAAUCAUUUUCUUGUGUUUCAAUUGACAUCCUUCCAAUCUUUUUGUCUUGUGUAAUAUGGUUCAUUUUUCUUGUUCAAUAAAUAUCUUAUUCUUCGCAUUAAAGGUU
Molecule: messenger RNA, 7035 nt
Organism: Carcharodon carcharias (great white shark)
Lineage: Eukaryota; Metazoa; Chordata; Chondrichthyes; Lamniformes; Lamnidae
Product: zinc metalloproteinase-disintegrin-like batroxstatin-2
Exons: 24
Coding region: 132-2606 (824 amino acids)
Biological process (GO): proteolysis
Cellular component (GO): plasma membrane
Molecular function (GO): metalloendopeptidase activity
Source: RefSeq, a predicted model, not a curated record